Messenger RNA from Stylonychia lemnae, 4446 nucleotides. Lineage: Eukaryota; Ciliophora; Spirotrichea; Sporadotrichida; Oxytrichidae. The record is from the annotation of a GenBank genome assembly.
AUGGUUGAGGAAUUCACCCAUUUAGCCAAGCCAGAUCUAUCGAGAUCUUCGAUAGGCCAAUCCUAACAAUAAUAGCAGCAGCAACUAUAGCAGCAAUAACAUAACAACCCUCCAAGAUACAACAUAAUGGAUAGAAUGAUGCAGAUCUACUCUUAGUAAGAUGACUCUUAAAUCUAGCAAUAGCCUCACGUUCUAGAUUAAGUUUCUUAUGAUGAGCCUGAUUUUGAUUAAUUACAGCAUUAGAGUUAAUCCUAGCAAAGAUUAACUCAUAUGCAAGUUAAGGAGGUAUUCCAGGAUAGAGUGAAGAUUAUCAAGACCUAAACAAUCAUUCCUACACCACUUCUCUAAGCCAAUCAAAGCAAGCUAGAUGUUUAUAUUCUUGAUGGACUAGUAGAGACAAUAAAGAAACUACUAAAAGGAUUUUAGAAUCUAACCUUCAGAAUUUAGCUACCAGCUCUACAAUGGGAUGUGAGAAGAAAUGAUUAGGAUUUUAACACAUUGCACAAAUAUCUAGUAAAAACUUACCCAAAUAUACUUAUUCCUCCAAUAUCAUAAUUUAAAGGCCAAAGGAAGUUCGAUACAGUUUUUAUUAAGAAAAGAGGUAGAAUUAUUGAGAAAUUCCUUAGGUCUUGUUUAAGAAGUGUAGAGCUUAAAGGUUGCUAGGCACUUGUAUAGUUCUUAUCAUCAACUGACAAAAAGGACUAUGAAGCACUGAUAAAAACUUUGGAAAGGGAGGUGACAAUUAGUUAAGUAAAGUAAUACAUAACUCAGUGUGGAGAAAUCUAGAUAAAUGAGAGUUAGUUUUAGUAUUACGUUGCUGAGAGUCAGAAAUACCCAAGUUUUGUAAAGUAGUUUGAGGGUAAUUAUAGGAGACUUUACUAGUAAAUGAAGAGACUUGGAGAGGAUUUGAGUAACAUUAGCUAAACUUUGCAGAAUGUUCAUGAAAGUGUAGAGUCUUUAUCCCAAACUUAUCAAUAAUUUAACCCAGAAAAAGAAGGCUAGGGAUUGCCAACCUUGCUUAAUCUAGUUGCCAAAGCAAUGAACCUUUGGUCUCAGUCCUACCUAAAUCAAAAGCAGGUGAUAGGUGAAAACAUGACUCACUUCUUUUAGUACUAUGCUCUAUAUGGUGAACAGAUUUCAGAGUUUUACAAGUAAAUAAGCACCAGCCUAGAGGACCUUACCAAAAAAGAGAAAGCACUCAAUGAAAGGAAAGAGAGACUGUUCAAUUCCAAGGAUAUCGGUACCUGGGAUCUUAAACAGCAAGCUGGGCAACUAACUCCUGAGUAAAAGCAGAUACUACUGAGUGACAAAGCUUAGGCGAUGCAGGUAAUGCUCCCAGUAGAAACAGGAUUAUUAACAGACCUCAAGGAUAUUUUCACAGUUCUGGUAUAAUCGUUCAAGCAAGAGAUUUCGAGACAAGAGGAUGAGGCUUAUGUAGAUAUUAAGAAUUAACUUGAUGUGAUGAUUGAACCUAUAAUAAAGAGUUAUUAAAAUCACUUGAUGAUAUGGAAUCAAAGAGCAAUUAUCAAUAAGCUAAAGAGUUCGACCAAUCAAUCAGAGUAAGUCUCUCCUGAAUAGAUCAGACUCUUCCCCUCCACUGAAAACGGCGCUGUCAUCUCUUAGAAAGAAUUCUAGAAUAUAGACCCUAAUGACCUCGAGAUCUAUGUGGUGAGACCAGUCAAAAAGAUUGUCUCUGAAUAUCUAUUUGAAGUCAAGGUUAAGAACAUGCUAAGAUACAAGGUGCAAAAGAGGUUCAGAGACUUCGACUCCCUCGAUUAGGUGCUUAAAAUAAGAUUUGAGAAUCUGAAGUUCCCUGAAAUCCCUUCUAAGACUCAGAUAUUCAAGAAGGAGCAGACCAGAAUGAAGUAUUACGAAGAGUUGUUUAGCCAGUUCAAGAAGUAUGCCAUAGAAUACCCAAAUAUGAGGUAAAAGCUACUGAUCUUGAUUUAUAAACUGCUAAUAACUGAGUCAGUACCCAUCAAAGUGUGCACUAUUGAGAAGCAAGAUCAGUAAAGAUAUGACUCUCUAAUGGGCAGUGGAAUAUCUGAUGGGAAGCAUGGAGAGGGGUUGUUUAGUUUGGAGGAAGAAGAAGAAAAUGAGGAAAUGUAGAAUGAUUUUUCAGUGUUUUUAGGAUAUAUGGAGGAUAAUACUGAAAAUACACUUGCCUCGGAAAGAACUAGAUUUGGGGCUACAGAGGUGUCUUAAUCAGUUCUAGAGGUGAUUGAGCAGGAGCGGAACAGAAGAAAGACCAGAAGGGGAAGUAUCAACUAAGAGAAGAUUGAUAAGUUCAAGGACAUCGAUCUACUGGAGAAGUCCAAAAUAUAGAAGGACGUCGAUUUAUACCCGGGCAUAUUUCAUCAGACUAACAAUGGCAUUUCUCAACUUAAGAACAGAGAUGUUCUGCUCGGAUACUGUUGGGUUAAGCUGCCGAUGGUGAAUAUAUGGCAGAAAUUCUUUGCUAGAAUUCAGGAUUCAGCCAUUAAGUUCUGCAAGGAUGUGGAAGUUAACGAGUUUACAAUCUGCUAUGUAAUCUACAACUGCUUAAUAGAGACCAUUAACAUCAAAAUACCCGAGUGGGACAACAAGAAUCACCAGGCUUUCAUCAUUAGACACGAGUUUGACGCUGAGUGGCUACUAAUAGCUUUGGAAGAUGAGAAAACGUUCUUUGAAAAGAGAAAGGAAAUCCUGGGGAAGACUUUGGAGUAUUCCAAGAACUCUAUGGACAUUAUUAAUGAGACGAACAGAUAUGCUUUUGGUAAAGUCCAGAUCAAGAUAAAGCAACUGUGCGAUGUCCAAAAUAUAGGCAAGUUAUUCGUAAGAGUGAGGCUGGGACCAUACUAUUACGAGACUAAAAGAGUCAAAGCUCCUUCUGCUAAUAGUUAUAAGUUCAAUCAGAACUUUAUAAUACCUAUCACCAACAGAUUUGACCAGAUUUACAUUGAACUAGUGAGCUACAUUACUUCUGGUUUAUUCUAAGGACAACACAAAGAAAAUGUGAUAAGAGAAUUCUGUAUUCCUUUGCCCUUUUUGAAGCAGGAGACAUUCAAAGACAAACUCAUUUAAUACUCGCUUAACCUUGAAGACAUCAAAGUCAUCACACAUGAUAACCUGAUGCAGAGAUUGGGCAUGCAGCAACGACAUGAAAACGACAAACCUAACCAUCCUAAGUUUGAAUUGCAAAUCACUGAUCUAUCUCAACUUACCACUGUGAUAACUUUCAACCCUAACAGAGAUGUAGUUGAAGACAGACCUAGGCAAAAGGAAUACUCUAGAAAGCAAAUCAACAUAGUCAUAUCUAAGAUGGUUCUCACAAUAUACAAGAUCACAGAUAUUGAGAACCUUGAAAAGUACAUAUUCUACUUUCAUUACCCGAAUCUGUCUAAGUUCCUCAGAAUUUUCCUUGUCUUCUUCAUUCUCUACUUCGACUCUUAAUACCUACUCUCUUAUGUACUUGGAAUAGUCAUCCUCAUGUUUAUAUUCUAGAACGAACAAUGGCAGCGUUAUACGAUGCCUAUCUUAAAUAUGAUAUUUUUCAGCAGUAAAAACGAGUACUUGAAUGAAGAGAAGGCUAGCAAGAUCAUUACCUUUAGAUAAGACUCUAUUAAAGCAAAUACCAGAACUAUUGUUAAUUCUACAAUAGAGACAGAUAAAGAUAUGAAAAAGAAGAGCAAGAAAAAUUUGUACCAUAAUGGAAACUAAAAGGAUGAUGAUCAGUAAUUCGAAGAAAAUACUGAGCAAGCAGAGAAAUAUGAAAGAAAAAAGAACAAUAUCUUCUAAAAGUACAGAGACCUCCAGGACAAGAUAUCAGUAGUAGUCUUUUUCUUUGACAUGAUAACUGAUUUCGUUGAGAAAUUCACCAUGCUUUUGACUUGGCAAGAUUAAAAUGCUUCAAAGUUCUUACUUGCCAUACUUAUUGUGAUAUUCCUGGUUGUAUCAUUUUUACCGCUCAGAUACUUUAUAAUCCUAGCUAUUUUGAAGAAGUUUAACAGAGGCUCUUCCUAUUACAAGCGUAGGUAUACAGGCAAUAAAGAGGCUAUUAAGAUUGAAUUGAGAAAUUUUAUGCUAGCUAAUGGCUUCCUUAAGUAUGAUGAACUGAGGAAAUUUGGUGAACAAAAAUGGAUGCUUUCACCCUGGCCACUUUAAAGAGCUUUUGAAAAGAAACUUAUCAAUUAUCUUUAAGAUAAGUUGUACAUUCUUGUACCGAAAGGCUUUACCUAGGAGUUCAAGAAUCCAUCAGAGUUGAUCGAGUCAGCAGGCCACAUUAACUAAGUCUUGUAGCUAAGGCCUAGAGAUGAAAAUGAGUGGGAACUUAGAAAUAAUAGGAACCUUUACAGAAAGAGUCCUAACCCUCUGGUAUUUCUUUACAACUUUGUGAUGAAUAACAUCUCGUCAUUCAUCUACUUUGAGAAAAAUAAGAAAUACCUUAAAUUAGACGAGUGUCUGUGA